UGCGGCGAUUCUAAAUACUCAGUUGUGGCAAAUCGCUUUCUCAAUACGUUCUUGGCUUUACCAUUUUCUACGGUCCUAGCAAAUUGCAAUUACAACUUUGGAUAAUUCACUUUAACGGCACUGUUGGUCAAUACUUGGAAAACACUUCAGCAAUACUCUCACGUCUCGGAUUGGCGUUGAGCAGCUCACCAACUUCACCUACAACCACCAACUCGCAUCUAUGUGCGUAGUCGCUCUUGAUGGUUAUUAUGGCAUCUCCAACGGCAAACUCAACAGACAAUCCUCUUCACGAGCCGCCGGGUAGCAGUAAGCCUGCAAAUAAUGUUGCACAUGACGGUAGACUCAAGCUUGGUGACUUUACCAAGCUGAAUUCGAACAGCCUUACGGACUGGGCCUCCCCCAAGAAUGCAAAGGCUUUCGAUUCAACCCCGUCCCUUGGAAACUUCAAACGGCUCUUCCAGCAAAUCCGUAUCAAUGACAAUGAAUCAUCCCAACACCAGCGAGAGCCAUUGGCUUCUUCAAAGGUACAGCCGAUCACGAUAUUGAAGCGACCUUCUGUACCGCACUCCACCAACAGUGCAGACAGUAUUCCCAGAUCCUCGGUUGGGCCUAAACAUUCCCAUGAAAAUAACCAUGAGCAAGCAUGUCUUGCCACCUCAAGGCAACCGGACCACAGCCUUGAGGCCCAUAUUGAAUCUGACGGGAUGGCAAGCGAACUCCAUAAGAAGCGAACUGGAAAGGCUCUUCGAAUUAAGAAGGAGACUGUUCUGAAGGAAGACAUGUUUGAAGAAGAGGAGAAUGAAUCCCUCCAAUCAACCCGGCCCAACUUCGAUCCCAUUACCGACUCAGAGGCUGGAUGCGGUUCUGACACUGAUGUGCUACCUGCCACGUCUUACUCAACUGCUGCCUCAACACCACCAAGCUCAAGCGAGUCUCCGCUUAAGCAUUUUGACGAAACCAAAAAGAGCAAGAAAAGUUCAAAUUCGGGCAAGGGCAAAUCGCAUUCCAGAGAUAGCUCUGAACCCAAUAUAGUGGUCUUGGGUGGCAUUCAAUCGGACCAUGUCAGACAUAUCAUCUCAUAUCAGCAUUUCAAGUAUGGCCCCCUUACUGAGAUUCACAGUAGCGUGCAGACCACGGUGGUCAAGCAUGAGGGCCUCAUGAGAAAGCUCGUCCAUGAGCGGGUCAUAGACUCUAUGAUCUGCAAAGAUUAUCCAACCAUCGCAGAAAAUGGAAUUCAUGUCUUUGUCGACAUGUCCAACAUCAUCAUUGGUUUCCAAAAGGCCCUAAGAGCCAAAUUUGGUUUGCCGGAGUCUUCGCGCUUUGUCCCACUCCCACAAAUGAACCUUGCUUUCUUUCACGAACUUCUCACUCGCGAUCGAUACGCGGAAUGGCUCAACGUUGGCUGUUCUGUGCGUCCCAACCGCAACGAGCCUUCUUUUGUCCAAGAACUCAAGGAUCUUGGCUACCGCGUCGACCUUCGCAGUCGUCGUCCUGAGCAAUCUGGUGCUGAUGACCACAACACAUUCGAAGCCGGCGGCUUCCGUUAUGUCGAAGACAUGGUUGACGAAACCCUCCAAAUUAGAAUCAGCGAGUCUGUUAUGCAGUAUUUCGAGGAGCCCGGCACGCUUGUCAUCGCUACUGGUGAUGCUCGGCCGGCCAAGUAUUCGGACGGCUUCCUGACACAAGCCCAACGCGCUCUGAAAAUGGGCUGGAGCGUUGAGGUUGUUUCCUGGAAAGCCAGUCUUUCUUCUACUUGGACUACUCUUUUGAGGGGCCAGAGCAUCGGCUCCCGAUUCCGCAUCAUCGAACUCGACCAGUUUCUUGACGAACUUUGGAUCUGCUAAACUCAUCCCGUCGCGCCUCCUGCUGAAAUACGCAGGGCCGCUUGAUGGGAGCCUGAUGGGUGCGUGUUUAACGAUCUUGGUCCCAGAACGGAUCUUUUGAGAUAUCCCCA
Molecule: messenger RNA, 1954 nt
Organism: Fusarium oxysporum Fo47
Lineage: Eukaryota; Fungi; Ascomycota; Sordariomycetes; Hypocreales; Nectriaceae
Product: NYN domain-containing protein
Exons: 1
Coding region: 240-1844 (534 amino acids)
Source: RefSeq, a predicted model, not a curated record